This is a messenger RNA of Sabethes cyaneus, 2094 nucleotides long. RefSeq names its product carotenoid isomerooxygenase (gene ninaB). The record is from RefSeq and is a predicted model, not a curated record. Gene Ontology annotation, molecular function: beta-carotene 15,15'-dioxygenase activity; carotenoid dioxygenase activity. Gene Ontology annotation, biological process: retinal metabolic process; carotene catabolic process. Lineage: Eukaryota; Metazoa; Arthropoda; Insecta; Diptera; Culicidae. The transcript is spliced from 4 exons. Bases 1 to 2094 code for a protein of 697 amino acids.
AUGGAUAUAUCAGUGGAACCAGUCGACCAGAGCUCACUAGAGUCUCCCUGUCCGAGUCCGGAGGUAACAAAAAUAUUAAAUAUGGAUUUUUUAACCAUCAACGGUCGGUUCACACCGAAAUCCAGCCGAUCGUCGGCAUGUUCAACUCGAACCGCUAGCGUCUGUGCCAGCCCUACUCCGUCCGAGGCUGACGACAAUGAGGACGCAGGAAACGACCAACGGAACCGGGCAACACCGGUGUUCACCUGGAAUCCACUGCCCACCACCAGUAGCAUAGUGUAUGCGAAGCAUAAAGAUAGUGAUGUGAAAUUUUUACGGUAUGACGAAGAUUCUUCCGAUACCGGAAGUUCAGUGGUCAGUGAUACUGAAGAGGAUGGUAAAGAGGAGCAGCCCAAGGAAUUGUAUCCCAACUGCGAUGUUAAUGUUUGGUUGCGAUCCUGUGAGAAGGAAAUUGUUGAACCCAUCGAGGGACUGGUGAAAGGCGAAAUACCGGAGUGGUUGAACGGAAGUUUGCUUAGAAAUGGUCCGGGUAGCUUGAAAGUAGGGGAAAUGACGUUUAAUCACUUGUUUGAUAGUUCUGCUUUACUGCACAGAUUCAACAUUGAAAACGGUAAAGUAUCAUAUCAAUGUCGAUUCCUGAAAUCGGAUGCAUACAAGAGAAAUAAGGCGGCACAGCGGAUCGUAGUUACCGAGUUCGGAACUAAGGCGGUGCCCGAUCCAUGUCAUACUAUUUUUAAUCGAAUUGCCUCGCUUUUCCGUAAACCUGGUGAAAACAAUUCGGACAACGCAAUGAUUUCUAUUUACCCAUUUGGUGACGAGUACUUCGCCUUCACCGAGAGUCCCAUCAUUCACAAGAUCAAUCCGGAAACAUUAAACACCGAAUCAAAGCUGAACGUUUCGGACUACGUAGGUAUUGUAAAUCACACCUCACAUCCCCAUGUAAUGUCAGAUGGAACGGUCUACAAUCUGGGCUGUUCGGUGACUAAAACGGGUCCUGCAUAUACGAUUCUGUGCUUUCCGAACGGAGAGCACAUGUUCGAGGAUGCUCACAUUGUAGCUUCCGUACCAGCACGCUGGAGAUUCCAUCCCGGCUAUAUGCAUACCUUCGGAAUAACGGAGCAUUUCUUCAUCAUUGUCGAGCAACCACUCAGCAUUUCCGUUCCGUCGAUGUUAAUGAAUCAAAUGAUAAACGAACCGAUGGCGGCUUCCUUGAAGUGGUACGACAACGAACAGACCUACAUCUAUUUGUUGGAUCGUGACACCGGAGAUUUGAAGCAUACCUAUCACGCAGAACCGUUCUUCUAUUUGCACAUCAUUAACCAAUACGAAAAGGAUGAUCAUGUAGUGCUGGACAUUUGCUGCUACAAGGAUCCAUCCAUGCUGAACUGUAUGUACAUCGACACGAUGAAAAAUAUGCAGCAAAAUCCGGAUUAUGCCAAAAUGUUCCGCGGCCGUCCGCUGCGAUUCGUCCUACCACUAGACUACCAGGGUGCUCUGAAGCAGGCAUCAUCCUACUCCUCAUUCUCCGUUUCCCGAUCACUGUCGUUACUAUUCAAAAAGUUAUCUGUCAACAGCGAAAAUGACGAAAAGACCUACUUUGAUGACCGGCUAAUAUUGAAAAAUCUUGUCAAACUCGACAACACCAGCGCCACGGCUUACGUCAUGCCGAAUGCAACGAUAUUCUGCAAGCCGGAACGCUUGUGCGAUCUCGGCUGUGAAACCCCACGAAUCUAUUACGAACACCACCUGGGCAGAGAGUAUCAAUAUUUCUACGCAAUCAGCUCGGACGUGGAUGCCAACAAUCCGGGAACGCUCAUCAAGGUGGACGUGGUCAACAAGCGCAAGCUGACGUGGUGCGAGGAGAAUGUCUAUCCCAGCGAGCCGAUAUUUGUGCCAAGUCCGAACCCGCAGACCGAGGACGACGGCGUGGUGCUGGCCGCAAUGGUUUGGGGUCGCGAGGAGGAAAACCGCGUCGGUCUGCUCGUGCUAGAUGCAAAAUCAUUCACAGAAAUCGCUAGAGGCGAAUUCAUGACCCCGGGGCCCGUACCCAAAUGUCUGCACGGAUGGUUCAGACCAACGGCGAAACAAGAUUAA